This is a messenger RNA of Acromyrmex echinatior (Panamanian leafcutter ant), 723 nucleotides long. RefSeq names its product myb-like protein I. The record is from RefSeq and is a predicted model, not a curated record. Lineage: Eukaryota; Metazoa; Arthropoda; Insecta; Hymenoptera; Formicidae.
AUGACAACGUUAAUGGCAACGACAACGAUAAUAUUGAUGGUAACGGUAACGUUAACGGCAACGUUGACGGCAAAGCAUGUUAACAGCAAUAACAAUGCUAACGACGUUAAUGAAAACAGCAACGGCAAUGUUAACGGCAAUGGCAACGUUAACGGCAACGGCAAAAUUAAUGGCAACAACAACCGCAAUUUUAACGUCAAAAGUAAUGGCAACGUUAAUGGCAAUGGCACCGGCGACGUUAACAGCAAUAGUGACACCGGUGACGUUAACGACAACGCUAAUGGUGACGUUAACGAAAAUAGCAACGGCAAUGUUAACGGCAAUGUUAACGGCAAUAGCAAUGGCAAUUCUAACAUUAACGGCAAUGGCAACAGCAACGGCAGCGGAAACGGCAACGUUAACGGCAACGGCAACUGUAAUAGCAACGGUAGCGUUAAUGGUAAUGGCAAUAACAACGGCAACGGCAAAGGCAACGUAAAUGACAACGGCAACGUUAACGGCUACGGCAACAUUAACGGUAAUGGUAACUCUAAUGCCACCAUCAACCGCAACAUUAACAGCAUCAGCAACGACAACGGCAUUGACUACGGCAACGGCAACAUUAACGGCAACGGUUACAUUAAUGACAAUGGCAAUGUUAAAAGUACCGUUAACGUUGCCGUUAAAGGUAUCGGUUACGGUACCGUUAAUGGCAAUGACAACGGCAACUACAUAAUACAAUAG